This is a messenger RNA of Aspergillus bombycis, 1245 nucleotides long. RefSeq names its product TVP38/TMEM64 family protein. The coding region runs from base 1 to 1245 and encodes 414 amino acids. Gene Ontology annotation, biological process: vesicle-mediated transport; mitotic spindle elongation. The record is from RefSeq and is a predicted model, not a curated record. Lineage: Eukaryota; Fungi; Ascomycota; Eurotiomycetes; Eurotiales; Aspergillaceae. Gene Ontology annotation, cellular component: Golgi membrane. The transcript has 3 exons.
AUGCCUGCCGACUACACAUCUACCGCCCGGGCUUUGUCCCUCCCCACCUCGCCUUCAGAAUCGCUUUCACCCGCAGACAAUGAUUCGUAUCCGCCAUGGAGUCAUUUGGCAUCUGGCAGGAGCAAUUCCGCCAACCCCUCCGAAUCACCUACCCUUUGGAAGCAGGUCGCUCAUCGCUUGAAUGAAACAUCGCAACGAAUGAUGGCAAUAUGGCGGAGAUUGAGUUUUUGGCAGAAAGUAGGUGCUGCUGCUGCUGCUUUGCUUGCCAAUCUCCUCGGAAUUGGAUUCCUGGUUUUCACGGGCAAAGUCUUCAUAUGGCUUGGCCCUGUAGCAGAGAAAUGGGAGAAAUCAGUGGGGGCAUACAUUGUCCUCUGGUUAUGUGUAUUCUUCGUCUCCUUUCCACCCUUGGUGGGGUGGUCUACCUUUGGUACCAUAUCUGGUUACAUCUUUGGCGUAUGGAAAGGAUGGCUUCUCUAUGCUUCUGCGACUGUGCUGGGAUCUACGUGCUCCUUCAUUGUUUCUCGGACUAUCCUGUCUAAGUUCGUGAAUCGAAUGAUGGAGCGUGAUAAGAGAUUCGCAGCUCUUGCGUUGACGUUGAAGUAUGACGGUCUGAAAUUGCUGUGUAUGAUUCGUCUCUGUCCUUUACCGUACUCAGUGUGCAACGGUGCUGUUUCAACCUUCCCGACCGUUCAGCCAUUGAUGUAUGGACUUGCCACGGCUAUCGUUACACCUAAGCUCCUUGUCCCGGCCUUUGUAGGCAGCCGGAUCCGUUUACUUUCCGAGAAAGGAGAGGAGAUGAGCGCAGGUUCUAAAGCCGUGAAUAUCGGCAGCAUCAUCGUAACCGUUGCGAUCGGGAUUUUCACUGGCUGGUACAUUUAUAAAAGGACUAUGGCACGAGCCAAGGAAUUAGAGGCUCAGGAAAGAGCCGAUAUACGUCGAUCUUUGCAGGCCGAUCAUGCUGACCGUCGCCCUCACCAUGCCUUUUCUGAGGACCCGUAUGUCAACACUGCCGCCACAACUCUUGCUCGUGACGAGGAGGAGCGUCUCGGGUUCCAUGAUUUCGAUGACGAUAAUGUCGAUCUGGCCAUUGACGAUGACAGCGGUGGCGAGAACUCGCCUAGGCUUCAAUCUCAGGGCCCCUACCGGGAUGAGUUCACAGAUAACGAUUCUGACGACGUCUUCAAGAAUGGAGACGGCGGUGAGGGGGAAACUUACGGCCUACAUACACACGUACGGAAGAGCUGA